AUGGUAGACUUCGAUCCAAAGUACUUGGCACCGGGGCCAGUAUCCGAUCAUCAUCUUCAUGGGGACCUCAAAAAGUACCUAUACGUUACUGACCCACAUGUGGCGAAUCAUCGAAUGAGGUUCAAACUACUGUUAGAUACAAUCCGAGGGAUAGCAUACAUUCACUCGCAAAGAAUUGUGCAUGGUGACCUCAAGGCGCAAAAUAUAUUAGCUGCUGGAGAUGGGGAAGUUGCCAAAAUCUGUUAUUUUGGGUCUUCUGCCAUCGAAUGCGCAUGCUACGCACAUCCCGAAAACAGACCAGCAGGGACGCCUCAGUGGUAUAGUCCCGAGCUCUGGAUAUCGACGAAGGAAGACGAUGAUGAUAUCGAGAGAUCGCGUACUCAACAGUCUGACAUAUGGGCAUUUGGUUGCGUCACGUUAGAAGUUCAAAUGGGAAUGAUGCCUUGGGACCCUUUUUAUAAGGGUAGUCAACAUGGUACGAUGAGUCGCCAACAGCGCGCAGGGACAGGCCCACCAGCGACUGCGGAAGGUUUGGAGUUAGGAGAACACCCGAUCAAGCAGCGAAAGCGCCCAAGUGCUGCACAGCUAUUGAGAGAUUGGGAAGAAGUCGCUACGAACUCGGAAGGGGUUUGA
This is a messenger RNA of Rhizoctonia solani, 633 nucleotides long. RefSeq names its product Tyrosine kinase specific for activated. Gene Ontology annotation, biological process: signal transduction; protein phosphorylation. NCBI's taxonomy places the organism in Eukaryota, Fungi, Basidiomycota, Agaricomycetes, Cantharellales, Ceratobasidiaceae. Gene Ontology annotation, molecular function: protein kinase activity; ATP binding. The transcript is spliced from 6 exons. The record is from RefSeq and is a predicted model, not a curated record. Gene Ontology annotation, cellular component: cytoplasm. Bases 1 to 633 code for a protein of 210 amino acids.